GGGGGACCGGCCCCACCUCGGACACAGGCUGGGGCUGUAUGCUGCGGUGUGGACAGAUGAUCUUUGCCCAGGCCCUGGUGUGCCGGCAUUUAGGCCGAGAUUGGCGGUGGACGCAGCGGAAGAGGCAGCCGGACAGCUACUUCAGCGUGCUCAACGCGUUCAUCGACAGAAAGGACAGUUACUACUCCAUUCACCAGAUAGCACAAAUGGGAGUCGGCGAGGGCAAGUCCAUCGGCCAGUGGUACGGGCCCAACACGGUCGCCCAGGUGCUCAAGAAGCUUGCUGUCUUCGACACGUGGAGCGCCCUGGCAGUCCACGUAGCGAUGGACAACACGGUGGUGAUGGAGGACAUCAGAAGGUUGUGCAGGGGCGGUCUUCCGUGCGCGGGGGCCGCCGCGCUUCCUGCGGAUCCCGGCCGGCACUGUAACGGCUUCCCCGCGGGAGCCGAGGUCAGCAACAGGCUGGCACCGUGGAGACCCCUGGUGCUUCUCAUCCCCCUGCGCCUGGGGCUCACGGACAUCAACGAGGCCUACGUGGAGACUCUGAAGCACUGCUUCAUGAUGCCCCAGUCCCUGGGCGUGAUCGGAGGCAAGCCCAACAGCGCCCAUUACUUCAUCGGCUACGUCGGCGAGGAGCUCAUCUACCUGGACCCGCACACGACACAGCCCGCGGUGGAGUUUGCGGACAGCUGCUUCAUCCCGGACGAGAGCUUCCACUGCCAGCACCCUCCAAGCAGGAUGGGCGUCAGGGAGCUCGACCCGUCCAUUGCCGUGGGGUUUUUCUGUCAGACCGAGGAGGACUUUGACGACUGGUGCCGGCGCGUCAGAAAGCUGUCGCUGCUCGGGGGCGCCCUGCCCAUGUUCGAGCUGGUGGAACAGCAGCCUUCCCACCUGGCCUGCCCCGACGUCCUGAACCUGUCCUUAGAUUCUUCUGACGUAGAGCGACUGGAAAGAUUCUUUGACUCAGAAGAUGAAGACUUCGAAAUCCUGUCUCUUUGA
Molecule: messenger RNA, 998 nt
Organism: Puma concolor (puma)
Lineage: Eukaryota; Metazoa; Chordata; Mammalia; Carnivora; Felidae
Source: RefSeq, a predicted model, not a curated record